Messenger RNA from Blepharisma stoltei, 660 nucleotides. Lineage: Eukaryota; Ciliophora; Heterotrichea; Heterotrichida; Blepharismidae. The record is from the annotation of a GenBank genome assembly.
AUGUCGAUUUAUAGCGGAUUUGCAACUCGAUCUUUAGAGUCAACCUAUAAUGCCCAGAUAUCAAGACUAAUCAGUCUUCUUCAUGACCAUGUUUAUGCAACAAUCCGAUGCUGUAAACCCCACAUAGUGCCAUUUGACAAUCAAUUGUGGAUUGAUGAUUUCUCUAAAACUUAUCAUACAAUAGUUAAACUUGAAGACCAAAAAUACCAACUUCCAAAAUACUCAAAAUUCACUCAAGAACUAGGAGAAUAUUUAAAACCAAGGUAAAUUCCAUUAAGAGCUUCUUUAUGUUCUUCUAAGCAAACAAGCACAGCUGAUACAGCUUAUAAAUUAAUUGAUGAAAAGCUCAGCUUUAUUAAUACAUCGAUUGGGCUAAUAAACACAACUGACGAUGAUAUACUGCCAAAUUUGCCAAAAGGAAAUGAUACUGGCUGUUUUACGAGAAUGGCUGAUUAUUCUGUGAAUGCACAAAGCCGAGCGAAAUCAAGAAUGCAUAUUAAAAGAAAAUCCCCACAUGGAGAAAAAGAUUGAAAUAGGCAUGCUAAAGAAUUAUAUAUGGCACCAAUAACAGAAAAAAAGUCAACAAAAUUAAAGCACCUGCAUAAAUACCAAGAUGAAGCUUUAAUGAGUAUUUUGAAGGAUCUGUCGAGACAUGUAUAA